CGCUUCCAUUUGCUCUCCAAACUUCCUACACUAUUUACCUUUACCUCUACACACCACUCACUUAUCCUCAUAUCUCUUCUCUUUACUGUUAAACGAAGACAGUCUGAGAGGAAGAGAAGAGGAAAAAGUCCUGCAAAAAUGGCCUUGCAUGCACCAAUAAGGCUUCAAGCCACAAGAACAUCACCGCCACCUUCUCUUUUAGCUCCUAAUGGCAACAGUGUUGGUCUUAAAGCACCAUCUGAUCGUUUUGCUCUAAAAUCAUCCUUCUUUUCUCCUUCACUUCACCUCUUGAUUGCAUCUUACAGUCAGAAGCAGUCUCUUGCAUCUGCUGCACCAAGAUUCUCCAUGCGUGCUGCAACCAAGCAGGCCUACAUUUGUAGAGAUUGCGGAUAUAUUUACAAUGACAGGAAACCCUUCGACAAACAGCCUGAUAAUUACUUCUGCCCUGUUUGUGGUGCUCCUAAAAGGAGAUUUAGGGAAUACAUGCCUGCAGUGACAAAAAAUGUUAAUGACAAAGAUGUUCGCAAGGCACGUAAAGCACAGAUCCAGAAAGAUGAAGCAAUUGGGCGAGCUUUGCCAAUUGCAGUGGUGGUUGGAAUUGUAGCUCUUGCUGGCAUAUACUUCUACAUCAACAAUUCCUUCCCAGGUUGAAUGGCAGCAACUCCUUGUAAACCCCAGUGUGACACGAAUGUCAUCAUGUGAAUGCUGGAGUUCAUAGAACUUUUCUUGUAUUUUUUAUUCCAUUUAGGACAACAUAUGUUCAGUAGCACUUUCUGCUGCCACUGUUCUAAUAGUUGAAAAACAGUUGUCUUCUUAUCAUUCCAAGUAACAAUGAAAAAGAACAGAGUUUAAAGAUCCUCAGCUUGGUAAGCUGGGGAUAAGA
Molecule: messenger RNA, 883 nt
Organism: Populus euphratica (Euphrates poplar)
Lineage: Eukaryota; Viridiplantae; Streptophyta; Magnoliopsida; Malpighiales; Salicaceae
Product: Rubredoxin-like superfamily protein
Exons: 4
Coding region: 139-651 (170 amino acids)
Molecular function (GO): iron ion binding
Source: RefSeq, a predicted model, not a curated record